Molecule: messenger RNA, 1629 nt
Organism: Talaromyces rugulosus
Lineage: Eukaryota; Fungi; Ascomycota; Eurotiomycetes; Eurotiales; Trichocomaceae
Exons: 1
Coding region: 1-1629 (542 amino acids)
Biological process (GO): rRNA methylation; ribosomal large subunit biogenesis
Cellular component (GO): nucleolus
Molecular function (GO): rRNA (adenine) methyltransferase activity
Source: RefSeq, a predicted model, not a curated record
AUGUUUGCCGUCCCCGGCUGGUCGAUCUCGACCUCUGAUCUGAAAUCGCAGCCAGAAGCAUUGGCAUCCAAAGAACAAGCUCCAGUACCUGACGCUGCAGACGCAUCGAAGCAGAGCGAACAAACGGAGAAGCCGGGCAAUUAUAAGAAGAGAAAGAGAGAGCAAGCCAGGAACAAUGGUGCCGUCACCAAAUCCAAUCUCGACGAGAUGUUUCGUCGUCACAUCGAGGGCCAUACCAAACCUCAAGAUGGCGGCAACAAGAAGAACAAAAAGAAGAAUAACAAGGACAAAAAUAACAAGGGGCAAAAGGAUGGAGGUGCCGAUGAUGUGACGGAUGUGGUCAAGAACAACCCUGACACCACCAGUGACGGUCCUGUCAAGGCUGAAGAAGAAAGCCGACCCGGCAAAAAACAAAAGAAGAACAAAGACAACAAGAAGAAACACGGAAAGGAAGAUAUCUCAGAACCUGUCCCAGCCGCUGAUGCGUCCGAGACCCUUGCUCCUCCUCCGCCUCCGCCUCCAGCCCCAGCUGCCGGCGCAAAGCUCACUCCGUUGCAGCAAAAGAUGCGCGAUAAGCUCAUGUCAGCUCGGUUCCGCCAUCUGAACGAGACGCUCUAUACGACACCUUCGAAACAAGCAUUUGAAAUGUUCACUGCGAACCCCGAGCUAUUCGCCGAAUACCAUGCUGGAUUCUCGAGACAAGUCAAGGAAUCAUGGCCCUCGAAUCCCGUGGAUGGCUAUAUCACGGCCAUUCAAAAACGCGGUGCCGUGUCCCCCAACUCGAACAAAAAAGGUCCACACAAAUCUGCCGGCGGACCGAAUCAGCUCGUGGCUCUUCCGCGGAGACCAAGUGGAGCUUGUACCAUUGCCGACAUGGGCUGUGGUGACGCCCAGCUCGCUCGUGCCCUGACCCCAUCUGCAAAGAAACUACAUUUGAAACUCCUCAGUUACGACCUCCAUGCUCCAGACCCACUGAUCACCAAGGCCGACGUUGCCAACCUGCCCCUAGCAGAUGGUACCGUUGACAUUGCCGUUUUCUGUCUCAGCCUGAUGGGCACAAACUGGGUUUCAUUCGUCGAAGAAGCAUAUCGUGUUCUCCGCGGUGACGGCAAAGGCGAAUGCUGGGUGAGCGAAGUCAAGAGCCGAUUCGGCCGCGUAAACCGCAAAAAGGCCCAGAUUGGACUGAAAAAGCCAGAGCUGAGCAACACGCAAAAGAAGAAAGGAAACAAGAAAAAGAAAGGCGGCAAAGGAGGAGACGAUGACGACGAGGGCUUUGAUGAAGAAGAUGACAUCUACGCUGAAGACGCCGCCAACAGCCAGAACCAGGCGAAUGGCUCCUCGGAUGAAACAGACACUUCUGCCUUUGUCGACAUUUUCAGAUCAAGAGGGUUUGUUCUCAAACAAGAAUCUGUGGAGAAGUCGAACAAGAUGUUCAUCAAAAUGGAGUUUGUCAAAGCUGGCGGUGCACCGACCAAGGGCAAAUAUGCCGGUAUCGCGCCAUCGGGAAAGCCGGCACCAGCACCGGCGCAGACGAAGAAGAGGUUUAUUGAUCAUGAUGUAGAUGCCAAGGGGUUGACGGCUGAAGAGGAGGCAAAGGUUUUGAAGCCGUGUGUUUAUAAAAUUAGGUAG